GCGACCUCCUACAAGGAAGAGACGAUCUUGCGCAAAGACCACUUCCAGCUCGACGGCCACGGCUCCCAGGCACGCCGCGGCACAAUGUCUUUCGUGAGCGGGCGGCCGACGCCCGCGACCGUCUCCACGAAGCCGGGCACGGCGAGACAGGACAGGCGACAUGUAAGCGUCAUCCAGCUGAACCGGCUCAAGCGCGAGAUAAUCGCCACAGCCCCACGCAAGGCUACCAAGUCGUCUCCAUCUCCUCCCCCCGGAAGGAUUCGUCCGUCCCCGCCGAACUCGACGCCUCCGUCACGGAUAUCUUCGCCGAUUGGCAGAAGCAAGACGAUCUCCUCUCCCUCCCCGAGCCCCGUAGACAAUACGACGCCGACUCGGCGGGCUCCUCCACCGCUCAAGAGGACAUGGGCGCCGCCUGUGUCGGGUCCACCGAAGGAGCCUCUCCCAUCCCCGCCCCAGUCGAACGCGCGGGGUACGCCACUGAACCGGUCCGCGACGGUUCGGUCUCCAUCUCCCCAGAAGGCCCGAGGGGCUGCCAGUCCGUCCCCAAAGCCUAUGCGGAGAGACCUUCCCCCGAUCUACGUCCCGUUGAAGAUGAACACCGGCUCGUCCGUCGCGCGGGGCGCCUUAGGUGGCAGCGUCCCGCCCUCGCCCGCCAGCGCGCGGAGCGUCCAGGACACGGACGACAGCCGCACCCCGGUCCGCGAGGACCCCAACCCCCUUGGCCUCGGUCUGACCGCGGACGCUCCGGGCCAAAGCACGACGGUGGACGAGCUCCGCGAGGCGCUUCGCAAGGAGAUGGACAAGUACACGCGGCUGUCGACCUACCUGCUCGACCUGACGGAGCAGCACGCGCGCGAGAAGGAGGAUCUCAUGCGCCGCGUGGACGGCCUCGAGCGCGAGGUCGGCAAGAAGGACAAGGAACUCCGCGGGCUGCGGUGGAUCGUCGCGAACGCCGGCGGCAGCGAAGGCGCGGGCGGGGUGCUCCCGAUGCCGUUCGCGCAGGCGCACCCCGCGGCGCCCGCCCGGGCGGACAGCAACACGCUCCCG
This is a messenger RNA of Epithele typhae, 1047 nucleotides long. RefSeq lists its product as uncharacterized. The record is from RefSeq and is a predicted model, not a curated record. The transcript has a single exon. NCBI's taxonomy places the organism in Eukaryota, Fungi, Basidiomycota, Agaricomycetes, Polyporales, Epitheliaceae. The annotation marks the transcript as partial.